This is a messenger RNA of Fibroporia radiculosa, 1422 nucleotides long. RefSeq lists its product as uncharacterized. The transcript has 12 exons. Lineage: Eukaryota; Fungi; Basidiomycota; Agaricomycetes; Polyporales; Fibroporiaceae. Bases 1 to 1422 code for a protein of 473 amino acids. The record is from RefSeq and is a predicted model, not a curated record. Gene Ontology annotation, molecular function: ATP binding; protein serine/threonine kinase activity. Gene Ontology annotation, biological process: intracellular signal transduction; protein phosphorylation.
AUGAAGCUCAGAUAUCCCAAAGUUCACGGUUUCCAGCUUGUGCAGCAAAUUGGCGGGGGCGGUUUCUCUACCGUGUUCCGUGCCGUUCACAUCGAGGAUCACCGUGUUGCCGCUUGCAAAGUUGUCGCGCUGACUACCGAGACAACGCCGACGGAACGAAAGAACCUCAGCAAGGAAAUGCGCGUGCAUACCGCUCUCAAGCAUCGGAAUGUCCUCGAAUUUUUCAACGCCGUUCAGGUUGAGCCGGACCAGGACUUGCCGUACCAUCCUGGGAUCUACAUGUUAUUGGAGCUCGCCGCGGGAGGUGACCUGUUUGACAAGAUAGCUCCCGAUAUUGGUAUAAGUGAAGAACUUGCACAUUACUAUUUCACGCAAAUGAUGGCCGGUUUGGACUACAUUCACGGCGAGGGGGUCUGCCAUCGGGAUCUCAAGCCAGAAAAUCUGCUUCUCGAUGCUGCCGGAACUCUUAAAAUAUCAGAUUUUGGACUUUGUACCGUCUACAAGCUCAAAGAGACUGGAAAAACCAGAUUAUUGACAGAACGCUGUGGGAGUUUGCCUUACAUGGCCCCAGAGAUGAAAGGGAACAAUGAUCCAUACGAGGCUGUGUCUAUUGAUAUGUGGGGCGCUGGCGUCAUUUUGUUCGCCAUGCUUGCUGGCAAUACGCCGUGGGAUGAACCGACGAGACGUAGCUAUGAAUUUUCGCGCUACCUCUCUGGCCACUGCUUCGACGAGGAUCCGUGGAAUCGGUUUAGCAACAGCGUAUUAUCCCUCUUGACAGGCAUGCUAGCUGUCGAUUCGUCGCGCAGAAUGACCCCGGCUGAGAUUCGGGGGCAUCCUUGGAUGAUUCGGUACGUGGAUAUCGCGAGCCGGGGACUAUCCUCGCUCGCAUCCUCGCUCACAGAAUCGCUCCGUCAGACGGGCGAUCUAGCAAUUGCUUCCCCAGAUAUCGCCUUAUACGUGGACGGCGACGGCGAUCAGAUCAUGGGGACUGCUUCGCACAAUACGCAGUUCACACAGACACUGAUGCUUUUUUCGCAAACACAGGGCGGCACACGGUACACCCCGCACCUCACACGUUUCUAUGCGAAGCUCGGGCCGCAUAUUAUGCUACCGCUCAUAGAAGAAGCUCUCACUAAUCUCGGCGUGAAGUGGAAAUCGGCCGUCGAAGUGGACGUAGUGCAGAGCAGCGGUGUGACAAAGGUCCUACGCAUGAGGAUAGGCGGGUAUGAUAAGCGCAAGCUGCUGUACAAGGGCUGGGUAGAGCUCGAGCAUUUCAGUCGUGGUGAAACUGAGGGCACCUACUGCCUCAUGCAACGCGAUCAGGGAAAUCCUAUAUCCUGGAGACAGCUGUGGCGAGAUGUCUGUCAAUCUUCUACUGUAUGGCCUCACAUUUACAAGAAUCCGCGUUACGAAGAUGCUUAG